AUGGCCGACAGCAAACCCAAUGGUGUCCUCGAUGAUGCCUCGAGUAAGGCACCGGCAGGCAUCAUCAUCCCGCCAGCCGGAGUGAAGACACAAAUAGAAAAGGCGGCGGGUUACGUCGCCAGAAAUGGUGCUCAAUUCGAAGAACGGCUAAAGACUGGUGAGUCGAAAGCGAAGGUAUCAUUCGUCCUCGACGACGAUCCCUACAAUGCCUACUACCGCUGGAGACUGGAAGAGAUCAAAGCUGGACGUGGGAAUGCUAUCAGUGCUGGGCGGGAGAAUGAAGCGGCUAGUGGUGGUGGAACGGGUGUGAGCAGUAAAGGCAGGGAGGAGAGGAAAGGCCCGGAUAAGCCCGAAGAGUUUGUGUUUUCGGCCCGGAUGCCGAAUAUCUCUGCUCAAGAUCUGGAGAUCGUGAAGUUGACGGCCAUGUUUGUGGCGAAGAACGGACGAAGCUGGAUGACCAACCUUUCGCAAAGAGAAGCGGGAAACUUCCAGUUCGAUUUCCUGCGACCGCAACAUAGUCUUUAUCAGUUCUUCACGCGAUUGGUGGAUCAGUAUUCCGAGCUUCUGCAGGGCGAGAGCGUGGAUGGUGGACGACCGCAGAAGAAGAGGAUAGGAGAGCUGGAGGCAAAUGUGGAGAACAAAUUCCGAGUUCUGGAGAAGGCGAAGAAGAGGGCGGAGUAUGUGAAGUGGCAGGAGGCGCAGAAGGUGGCGAAAGAGGAGUCGGAGGAGAAGGAAAAGGUUGCUUUCCAACAAAUCGACUGGCAUGACUUUGUCGUUGUCGAGACCGUGAUGUUCGAUGAGCGGGACGCAGAGGCUCAGCUUCCACCUCCAACCACACUCAACGAUCUCCAAUCCGCAAGUCUGGAGCAAAAGGCGAAAAUGUCGAUCAACCCCAAUAUGCGCCUGGAAGAGGCCUUCCCGUCCUUCGACGACAACAAUGGCGUAUAUGGUGCUACUCCUCAGCAGCAACAACAACAACAACAACAACAGCAACAACAAUAUCAGACACCCUACACCCCACCCAUACCCCAACCAGCCUGGCAACCACCCCCAGGCGCCGACGACCAAGCCGGCCGCCUAGCCGAACUCCGCAUGAACCAAGACCGCGCCCGCCUCGCUCAAGAAGCCGCCCGCACCAGCACCCCUCAACAAAAAAUCCGAACCGACUACGUCCCCCGCGCCGCCGCACAGCCAAAAUCCCGCCAACCGCCCGGAACAUCUCUGUGCCCUAAUUGUGGGCAAUUCAUCCCCGACGUGGAGAUAGCAGAACACAUGCGCAUCGAAAUGCUGGACCCGCUGUGGCGGGAUCAGAAUCGGAUUGCCGUCCAGAGGAGCAGUACGACGAAUUUGAGUAUGGGGGAGGUGGCGAAUAAUUUAAGGCGGUUGGCGAGUCAGAGGGGGGAUGUCUUUGAUGCUGUUUCGGGGUCUGGAUCGGCGGAGGAGGAAGAGAGGCGGAAGAGAGCGAUGCUUGAGGGCGGGGUGGGGGUGCCGGGUGGACAGGUGCAGGCGCAGCAAGGGCAAGGUGCGGCGGGUGGGGAUGUGCAGGAGCAGAUUCGGCAGUUGCAUCAGAGGUAUAGGGGUUGA
Recurvomyces mirabilis is the source of this 1584-nucleotide messenger RNA. It is a transcript of the gene PRP21, whose product is annotated as SF3a splicing factor complex subunit. Bases 1 to 1584 code for a protein of 527 amino acids. Gene Ontology annotation, molecular function: RNA binding. The transcript has 2 exons. Gene Ontology annotation, biological process: mRNA cis splicing, via spliceosome; regulation of alternative mRNA splicing, via spliceosome. Lineage: Eukaryota; Fungi; Ascomycota; Dothideomycetes; Mycosphaerellales; Teratosphaeriaceae. The record is from RefSeq and is a predicted model, not a curated record. Gene Ontology annotation, cellular component: U2-type prespliceosome; catalytic step 2 spliceosome; U2 snRNP.